AUGUUCAAUAUACUUAAUGCAAAAUCAAUAUUAGUAUAAAAAAAGUUUGAAGAUCAUUAUGACGCAUUUAAAAGGCCACCUGAUUUUAUAUUUGCUGAAAGACAUGGAGUAUUAUAAACAUUGAAUUUAGUAAGCUUCUAGAUUUGCAGUAGCUGAAAAUGAAAAAGUUUAAUUAUGUGCUUGUUGUGGAAUGCCUAUCCAAAAUCAACAAUUAUCUUUAUGUUGUAAUAAAAAGGAUAUCAAUUUCAAUGGUGCUGGAAUUCCAUUAUACUUUGAGUUUAUAUAAUUUGCAGCCGUUUUGCUUGUUACUUUAGGGUAUUUAUGGAUAUUUUUAUAGAUUGAUAUCUGGAAUAUAUAAUAUUAUUACAAAUUAUUAAGGGAACAUUUGUGAACAAUAUUCUAAUACAUGCUAUUUGAAUUUCUAUAAUAAAUACGCUUUAUCUAAUAAGGCUAAGUAAAAAAAUAUUUAUUAUUUAAGUGAAUAGGAUAUUACACUUAAUGUCUUAGAUUUAAUUUCGACUAUUGUUAUUAUUGGAUUUACAAUUUAUUAUAGAAGAUGGAUGAAUUUAACUGCAAUUGAAGUUGAUAACUCAAUAGUCACAAUAUCAGAUUAUUCUAUUUAAGUUAGUAAUUUACCUUUAGAUGCAACAGAACAAGAAAUUCAAGAAUUUUUUAGUAUAAUUGAAAAAAAAGGUGUUGAAAAAUAAUUAGAAAUUAAAAAAAUUUGUUUAGGAUAUAACAUAAUGCAAUACACUAAUUUAGUUAAUGAAAAAUUAACUAAAGAAAUAUAAAUUAGUAAUUUGAUUGCAUUGUAUUACUUAUUUCUUUAUUGUAGGGAAUAAAAAGGAAAGUUAAAAGAUAAAUUAUAAAAAGAAGUACUUGAAUAAGAAAUAGCUGCAAUUAAUAAUGAAAUUGAUAACUUUCAUUAGGUUUUUGAUUAAAAGUUUUUAUUUAGUGGAGUAGUUUUUAUUACAUUUAACACAAGCGUAUUUAUUUGAUUAUAUAUUCAGUAAGAAGCAUAAGAAUGUCGAAAAUAUCAUAAUUAAACAAAGAUACAGUUAUUAUUCCAUUAGCUAUAUUAUUGUUUUAAAAGAAAGCAAUAAUUAAUAAAAUUUAAAGGAAAAACACCAUAUGUAGUAAGAGCACCUGAACCUGGUGAUAUAAUGUGGGAAAAUUUAGGAGAAAAACCUUGGAAAUAAAUCUCUAAUUAAACAUGGACAAAUUUAGCAACAUUUUUAAUAUUGGGAAUUUGUUUUGGAGCAAUAUUAGGUAUUUCUAUAGGAUAAAAUUAAUUAAAUAAGAGUGAAACAAAAAAUACUUAUAAAUCAGUAGCAUUAUUAAUUACAAUUUUGGGUUUAAUUGCUUCAUUAAUUAUUUCACUUCUUAAUAUAAUUAUGGCAUUCACAAUAAAGAAAUUAGUUUUUUAUGAAAGACCUUAUACAUAAACAGAUUUUAAUAUAAGUUAUGCAAAUAAAUUAGGAAUAGUAUUUUUUAAUUAUUUAUUUUAGUCUUAAUUUAUUAAUACAGCAAUUAUACCAUUAUUAGUUAAUCUGGCAUUAUAAGAUGAAGAAUUAUUAGUAAGUUUAUGGAAAAAUGGAGGAUUUAAUUCUGAUAUAAUACUUAUUUUAAUAAUGAAUGCUAUAUUUCCUUGGGUUAUUAAUCUUUUUGAUCCAUUUUAUAUAUGGAAAUUAAUUUAAAGAAUAAGAAUUAAAAGUUAAGGAACUCGCUGCACAUUGACUUAAAGAGAAGCUAAUAUAAUUUUUGAAGGAACUUAAAAUGAUUUAUCUGAGAAAUAUGCUACUAUUGUUAAAGCUUUAAUGUUGACUUUCUUUUAUGCUUAAUUAUUGCCUAUAGGAAUACCUAUAGCUUUGGUAUUUUUAUUAAUUACGUAUUGGGUGGAGAAAUAUUUAUUAUUAAAAAGAUAAUCAAGAAAUGCUCCAUUAGGUAAGUAAUUAGCAGAAGAAAUGAUAGAUUUAUAUAUUGAAUUAACUCUAUUACUUUUUGCAGCAGGAAAUUGUAUUUGGUAGAAAAUUGUAGUAGGAGAAAUUAAUCUUAUAGUUUGGAUAUAAUUAGCUGUGGCAGGAUUUUAAUUUCUUAUUCCUAUUGAUUGGAUAUUUGAAUGGUUUGUUAAGUUUAAAGAAGCAGAAACUAAAGAAACUUAUUAAUAAAAAAAGGCUUAAUUAUGGGAUGUAAUUUAUUAUUAUAAAAAUAGGAUUAUUCAAAACGAAAUCCUGUAACUUAAUAAAAAAGUAUUGAGGAAUGGAUUAAGGAAUAAGGAGGAGAAUAAAAUUAAAAAGUUUAAGGAUUCUUAUAAAAGCUAGAAAUUAAAUAUUAACAUGAUAUUACAGAAGCUUAGCAUAAAUUAAUUAAAAAAAUUGUACCUUAAGAUCUAAUUAAUGUAUUUAAUUCAGCAUAUUAAAAGACACAUUAUGAAAUUAGAAAAAAUCAAAUUUAACCAAAUAAUCUAGAAGAACCUUUAUUAUAAAAAUAAUAAGGAAUGAAUACAAAAAAACUAUAUAUUCGCUAAUCAGAAUCUAUAAAUAUUUAGAAACGAGAGACUGAAUUUGUACUCAAUAAACCAGAUAUUAAAUAAACUGAAUCUUUUACAUAUGAUUGA
Messenger RNA from Paramecium sonneborni, 2617 nucleotides. The record is from the annotation of a GenBank genome assembly. NCBI's taxonomy places the organism in Eukaryota, Ciliophora, Oligohymenophorea, Peniculida, Parameciidae.